Molecule: messenger RNA, 1508 nt
Organism: Aspergillus uvarum CBS 121591
Lineage: Eukaryota; Fungi; Ascomycota; Eurotiomycetes; Eurotiales; Aspergillaceae
Exons: 2
Coding region: 358-1299 (313 amino acids)
Source: RefSeq, a predicted model, not a curated record
CUCAUUCUCGUGCAUUUCCGUUCUUGUUCUUGUUCUUCUUGUUCUUUCAUACCUUCGCACCCAGUCUUUCAUUCUUUUUCGAUUGUCAGUCUCUCAUUUACCUUGACGAGAGGUACUGAGUAGAAGUACCAGAUACCAGGCACAAUACCUGUCAAGGUACUUUUCAGAGUAUAUUGCUACAUCCACCGAACCUAAUCGACCCUGACACCAGCUGAUAACCGCCACACAUACCAACUCGAGUACAUCAACCCGCUGCCAAGAUGAUCCCUGCUUGUUAAAGUCCCACCCCCUCCUCUUCCUCGAGGCAUGUGUGUGCAUCGGCUGGGCCGUCAUCUUCACAGUUAAAAAGAAAAUCACAUGUCAACCGCCCCCAACUUCUACUAUUCGCAGGGAAAUCCCGCCUUCCCUCUGGACAUGUCUAUAUCCCCACGCCCGGGCCCAGGCCCAGAGCAAACGUAUAUCUCACCCGGAGUGAGCAGCAAGCCCGCCCCUACGACUACUAUCAAAGAUUACCCGACACUGGAGGUCACCGAGAUAAGCCUAUCGCCGUGUAUGGAUGCCCAUGCGUUGGAGGAUCGCAGCAGCAGCAUCGCCGCGCCACCCAAAAGAAGACGAACCCCGUCCCCGUCGUCUCCUGCAGCAACAACCACAAGCACAUCGUCGUCGUCUUCUUCUUUUUCUUCUUCUUCGACAUCCCGUCACCGCAAGAGCAGUCUCCGCAGCCGCCACAGCAGCUCUCAUUACUCGCAGCACCGUCGCACCGCCACCACGGUCUCCAUCACCCCCAUCACCGACCAGACCACCCGCAGAGAGGAUCUCCUAGCCCUGCAUCGGGAAUCCUGUCGACUGUUUCAGCAGGAGGAACAACCGACACCCCCUUUGACCCCGCGCAAUCAGCGCUCCCCCAGUACCAGUACCAGCUCCAACGUGACGGCGACCAUCAGCAACACUAAUACCAACACCAACGCAAGGAACGGCGGCAAGUACUCGCCGAUCUCAAUCCACGAAGUGCACAAGACUCCCGUCCGCGCAUCCACGCUCCCGGUAUGGGACUAUACCGAUGAAGUCACGACAACGACGACGACCGUGACCGUGAUCGACUGGACCUCGCCGUCCACGCGCCGACGGGAGUACGAGAAGAUCGACAAGGCGAGCAGCGGGAUGCGGGGGUUCUGGCGGCGCGUGGCCCCGAAAUGGUGUCAGUCGCGGGCUCGGCGGAUGCCAUUUUUCGAGGAAAAGGAUGGGAAGGGGAAUUACGAGGGGAGUGUGCGACGGUUCCGAAUGGAUAUUCCGGAGUGAGCGGCCAGGUUGUUGAGCACAUCUAGCCCCCUUUUUUUUUUUGUUUUUGUUUUCAUCUUGAUACCCAUACCAUAGAUUGUCAAUCGUUACUUUUGCUUGGUUUAUCGUAUCUUACAUCACAUCACAUCACAUCACCUGCAGUUGGUUUUACAUGAAAACUGUCUUAGGAUUAUAUUUUAUACAGCUAGACUGACCGAAUCAAUCAUAUU